Polypterus senegalus (gray bichir) is the source of this 1001-nucleotide messenger RNA. RefSeq names its product isoprenylcysteine carboxyl methyltransferase (gene icmt). Gene Ontology annotation, biological process: C-terminal protein methylation. Gene Ontology annotation, cellular component: membrane; endoplasmic reticulum. The transcript is spliced from 5 exons. Gene Ontology annotation, molecular function: protein C-terminal S-isoprenylcysteine carboxyl O-methyltransferase activity. Bases 31 to 909 code for a protein of 292 amino acids. NCBI's taxonomy places the organism in Eukaryota, Metazoa, Chordata, Cladistia, Polypteriformes, Polypteridae. The record is from RefSeq and is a predicted model, not a curated record.
AGACUUGCGCUGUCCCGGGCUGAAUGCAUCAUGGCUGGCAGUAAGUUGGUAUUGGAGGGUAGGAUCAGUGCAUGCUGCUUUCUUUUAGGUAUCUCCGUGGUGGGCAUCCCGUUGUUGUCGGCGCUGAGCUUUCGGUUCCACUGGGUUGAAGAGGUGCUUGGAGGCCUGCAUAGUAAGGCAGCCAUCGCGGGAUACAUAGCACUUUGUAACGGGCUGCUGCUGCUGCUGUACAAGGGAGCUCUUUACCAGGUGGCAGUUCGGGCAUUUUUCUUGGGCUUUGCAUUUGGCAGUGGCUUGCUUAUUAGUUUUGGCCACACAACAUGGACGCACUUUGGCUGGUAUAUGUGCUCCCUUUCCUUCUUUCACUACUCGGAAUACCUGGUUACAGCAGUUAUCAACCCCAGAAGUUUGUCUUUGGAUUCCUACUUGAUCAACCACAGUUUGGAGUACUCCGUGGCAGCUAUGUCAUCCUGGAUUGAAUUUGCAAUUGAGAAGUUCCUUUUUCCAGAUUUGAAACAGCUACGAUGGAUUAGUGUGCUUGGCCUUCUCAUGGUUCUUUUUGGAGACUGCUUACGCAAAACUGCUAUGUUGACUGCUGGUUCCAACUUCAAUCAUAUUGUACAAAAUGAAAAAGCACAAAGCCACAUUUUAGUCACCAGUGGCGUUUAUUCCUGUUUCCGGCACCCUUCAUAUGUGGGCUGGUUCUAUUGGAGUAUUGGUACACAGGUUUUGCUCUGUAACCCCGUUUGUUUGAUUGGUUACACGUUAGUAUCCUGGAGGUUCUUCCGAGAGCGAAUUGAGGAAGAGGAGAUGACACUUGUUCACUUUUUUGGGCAGGAUUAUCUGGACUACAAGCGCAGAGUCCCCACAGGACUCCCUUUUAUUUCAGGGAUAAAGACUGAGCCAUGAUCAUCUGCCUAGGGUGCUCACAAUCACGCAUACACAAUCAUGCACAAACACACACACACUCGCACUUACUCCACCUAUAAAGCCCGAUUCAC